Molecule: messenger RNA, 540 nt
Organism: Peniophora sp. CBMAI 1063
Lineage: Eukaryota; Fungi; Basidiomycota; Agaricomycetes; Russulales; Peniophoraceae
Source: the annotation of a GenBank genome assembly
AUGCUUCCCUCGCCGCCGUCGGCCAUUCCGAUGCCGUACUACGCUAUCUUCGGCAUCUUCGAGCCGUUAUUGACGUUCGGCGGGUUCAUCGGCGCGUUACUGGACCCUCUCGAGACGCACAACCAACAAGAGCCGUACCACCCUGGACGCGCAUUGCCUACCGAGCUCUCGACGGCGUCGCUCGUCACCGUCACUCAAUUAGCGCAUACAUGUGCUCUCCUUGGUCUUUUGAACCUAUUCAUGCUUCGAGCACUCCGCACACAUCUCGCGUCACAACCAGCUCUUCAGGAGAAGAUCGCCACCGCGUUGCUUACGCCUCUCCUCGUCGGCGAUAUCAUGCACUUGUUCGUGACGUUCUACGCCCUGGAAGAUCAGAAGUGGGAGUACUGGAAUUAUACGCCGACGAUCUGGGCGGUCGUGGUCUUUGGAGUAGGCCUGCUUGUGCCGAGAGUGAUGUGGCACCUGGGCAUCGGGCGCUUUGUUGAUGCAAGAGACGGGAGGAGGGAUGUGGGUAGCAAUAUCGCUGUCCUCAAGUCUUGA